AUACACUCCAAGCCCCUCUCUUCCUUUCAUUCACUCAUACAACAUGGAUCCGUGCCCCUUCGUGCGGAUCCUCGUCGGAAACCUCGCCGUCAAGUCCCCGGCAUCAUCAAAGCCCUCUUCUUUCUCCGGCAAAGUCCACCCUUCGAGUUCCCCCUUCUUCUGCAAGAUCCUACUCCAGGGACUUGAUUCGAAUUCCACUUCUCCUAGAGUGUCCAGUGUCCCUCUGAUAUCAGACUCCGACCCACACCCUCACUCCUUCGCCGCCUCCUUUGAUUUCUCCAAAGCCCAAAUCUUGAAAGCCUCGAAGAAGCCCCUGAUGAAGAUCUCCGUCUACAAGGGCCCCACCACUCCCUCCUGCGUCUUCACCUCCGCCAAACUAUUGGGCAAAGUUUCAAUACCCCUCGAUCUCACCUUGGCCGAGUCACGCCCCUGCACCUUCCACAACGGUUGGCUCUCCCUUUCCAAGAACACCAACCCAUCCCAGUUACUUCACCUAACAGUCCGAGCCGAGCCUGACCCGCGCUUUGUAUUCCGGUUCGACGGCGAACCGGAGUGCAGCCCGCAGGUUUUCCAAAUAAAAGGCGACGUCAAGCAACCGGUUUUCACUUGCAAGUUCAGCUUCAGGGACAAGGACAAGGCUCACUUCCCUUCGCUCAACGCCAACCACGCCGCCGAGCGUAAAGGAUGGUCCAUCACCGUUCACGACUUGUCCGGCUCUCCGGUCGCCGCCGCCUCCAUGGCCACGCCGUUCGUCCCCUCCCCCGGCUCGCAGCGGGUCAGCCGCUCCAACCCGGGGGCCUGGCUCAUUAUCCGCCCCGACGGAGACGGCACCUGGAAGCCAUGGGGCCGCCUUGAAGCCUGGCGCGAGCCCAACAACUCUAACGCCGUCGGCUACCGCUUUGAAGUCCUUCCCGGCACCGCCGACCCCGUUACCCUAGCCGCCUCCACCAUCAGUUCCCAGCACGGUGGAAAAUUUGCCAUCGAUGCUACAUCCGGCGUUACUCCGGUGAACACUCCCCGCGGGAGCUGGGACCUCGGGUCCGGUUCCGGGUCCGGUUCCAAUUCGGAUUUCGGGUUGGAACCGAAUUUCUUUUAUAAUAAGGGGUUUGUGAUGUCGGCGAUGGUGAGCGGAGAGGGGAAGUGUAGCAAGCCCGAAGUGGAGGUUGGGGUGCAGCACGUGACUUGCACGGAGGAUGCUGCGGCUUUCGUUGCUCUUGCCGCGGCCUUGGAUUUGAGUAUCGACGCUUGCAAGUUGUUCUCUCAGAAACUCCGAAAGGAGUUGAGGCAGUAGAUUCCAUUCCUUCGUUUCGUGUCGUUUUGCGUGCAAUUAAGCGGAAUCUGUAACCAGGAGAGGAGAGAACUCAUUAUAUUCUUUUUCAUUUUUUUUUCUUCUUCUGAGUUUUUGAGUGAGGAUGUACAGUUAGGAAAUUAUUUGGCAUUUGCUUAGCUUAGGCAUAAAGUUUUGAAUUCUUAUUUUGCUUACAGAUCAGAUCUUCUUGUAUUCUUUUAUUCUUCUUUUUUUUAUGAAGAGUUUGUACAGUAUUUUUAAUUCAUGUCUCGUGUGUUGGAAUUAAGUAAGAUGUGAAAUGAAGCUUGAGAAUCCAAUGUUUUGGUUUAAA
This is a messenger RNA of Glycine soja, 1619 nucleotides long. RefSeq lists its product as uncharacterized. The coding region runs from base 44 to 1291 and encodes 415 amino acids. The transcript has a single exon. The record is from RefSeq and is a predicted model, not a curated record. NCBI's taxonomy places the organism in Eukaryota, Viridiplantae, Streptophyta, Magnoliopsida, Fabales, Fabaceae.